Messenger RNA from Epinephelus moara (kelp grouper), 4749 nucleotides. RefSeq lists its product as uncharacterized. Gene Ontology annotation, molecular function: voltage-gated potassium channel activity. Bases 1 to 2310 code for a protein of 769 amino acids. Gene Ontology annotation, cellular component: membrane. Lineage: Eukaryota; Metazoa; Chordata; Actinopteri; Perciformes; Serranidae. Gene Ontology annotation, biological process: potassium ion transport. The transcript is spliced from 10 exons. The record is from RefSeq and is a predicted model, not a curated record.
AUGGAUACGAUCGUGUGCGGGGACCCGGCGCCCAGCCGUGCCUCCAUUGUUUACACCCGGGACCAGCUGUUAGCGCUGCGUCACACCGCGGUGCGGCCCGAGGAGAGGCACGACAUUCCCGGCGAGCUGCGGAGAAGGAAACGGGGAUGUCGCGCCGGAGUGCAGCGCCGACACCGGAGGAGACAGUACAAACCCGUCCUCCCGUCCGUCGUCAUGGGGAACGUAAGAUCGCUCCCCAACAAGAUGGACGAGCUGUCGGCGCUGACUCGCCAUCAGAGGGAGUACCGGCAGAGCAGCGUGCUGGUGUUUACCGAGACAUGGCUGAACGCGGAAGUACCGGACACGAUCGCCGCGCUGGACGGAUUCCAGCUCAUCAGACACGACAGGACAGCGGACAGCGACAUCACGGCUGCAACCCCCCUCAUCCUCACCUUCACCUUCCCCCCCACCUACACUCCUGGCACACUGCUUCGACACCUCCCCCACUCCCGCUCCCCCGGACAUCUCACCAACCCCCACUCCUCCCCCCACCUCAUCACCCCCACCCCCCAGCACACAGCCCCCCUGCUCCAGCUUGUCCUUCACUACCUGUCAGUCUUCUUCACUUUCCUGAGGGUCUCCCCUGGCGUCAGCAGACGUCCCCUUGGUGUGAAGCGGCAGCUGGAGCUCACUGUAUACACCAUCAACCCUCUUACUGUUGGAGCCGUUGUCCUAUGGGGCCACCACCUGCAGCACCUGCAGGGACAGGCGCUGGGGUCAGGUGAUAGUGAGCUGGAUGGCGGGCAGGGACCCAGGCGUGUUGACCCCUGGCGUAGCAGACUGGCUCUGGGAACGUGGAACGUCACCUCUCUGUCGGGGAAUGAACCGGAGCAGGUGCAGGAGAUGAAGCAGUACCAAUUAAAUAUAACUGGACUCACCUCACCACUGGUUCUGGAACCAAACUCCUGGAGAGGGACUGGACUCUCACGUCUUCUGGAGUUUCCCAGGGUGAGAGGCGCUGGAUGGGUGUGGGGAUACUGGCAGGGGUUUCUGCGACUAUGUGUGGCUGAGUCGGAGUCCCUGACUGUUAUGUGCCCGCCCCUCUUGGAGUCUCUGGGUGUUGAAAGUGUUGUAGGACGGAGGUCAGCAGAGGCCAGCCUGCCGGGAGAAGACAUGGCUGAUGACAACAAGAGCUGCCACUGCGAGUUCGUCCCUCAGGACCUGACGCCAGGGUUAAAGGUCACCAUCAGAGCCAUCUGUAUAAUGCGUUUCAUGGUGUCAAAGAGGAAGUUUAAGGAGAGUCUUCGUCCCUAUGAUGUCAUGGACGUGAUCGAACAGUAUUCAGCGGGACACCUGGACAUGCUCGCCCGCAUCAAGAACCUCCAGUCAAGGGUGGAUCAGAUAGUCGGCAGAGGGACACCAAUCGCAGACAAGGACCGUCCCAAAACAGCCAGCGAGGAACUUCCUGAGGACCCGAGCAUGAUGGGCCGGCUGGGGAAGGUGGAGAAGCAGGUCCUGUCCAUGGAGAGAAAGUUGGACUUCCUGGUGAACAUCUACAUCCAGCGAAUGGGAAUCCCUCAGGCCGAGACCGACGCCUACUUUGGAUCCAAGGAGCCUGACCCGGCGCCGCCCUACCACAGUCCGGUGGAUCAUCUGGAAAAGAGCCAGUCCAUCUCCAAGAUGCUACAGGUGCUUCCUGCCGAUAACAAUGAGAAGAGUCGAGCGGUGACAAAGAUGGUUCGCUCCAGCAGCUCCACUGGACACAGGAACUACAACGCCCCCACCUGUCCAGCCUCUACUUCCUGGCAGCCAAUCAGUUCGCAGCUCCACCAGCAGGCCCCACCCCCUUCCCAGCAUAGCCACGGCAACACUCCAAGUCCAGUAGGAGAUGGGUCACUGGUCCGACUCCCGCCUCCUCCGGCUGGAGAGAGACAUGGCGGGAACCGAUCCCACCGACAAAGCACCGGAGACCGAGGGAACGAAAGACCAGAGGGAGGAGGAGGAGGAGGAGGAGGAGGAGGAGGGGAGGAGGAGCUAAAGCCGGACAGCGACGCCUCCAUCUCCAUCCCGUCUGUGGACCACGAGGAGCUGGAGCGCUCCUUCAGCGGCUUCUCCAUCUCCCAGUCGAGAGAGAACCUGGACUUUCUCAACAACAGCUUCUACUCCUCUGCCAACCUGGGAGACCACCAAGGAGGAGGAGGAAGAGGAGGAGGAGGCGCCGCCCGCUGCGCCACCGUCCACCCAUACAUCGCAGAGGGGGAGUCGGACUCCGACUCAGAGCUCUGCGCUCCCUCGCCUCACUCAGACCGAGCCUGGACCGGAACCAAGUAGAGCCGAAAGACAGGCGGAGCAGAACCAGCAGAACACUGAGACUGAAACUACAACCUGGAUCCAAACUGUGAAGACGGAGACGCUCAACACCAGCUGGACUCACAGAGUGAAGCAUCAUGGGAACUGUGACUGGGCGUCGCCGUGAUUUUAUUCAUGUGAAUGUUUUAACUUGUGCAGCAAAUGUUUGUUCUCACUGUCACUGAUUGGUUCACUGCAGAGACACGCCCACACCUGAUUGGUUCACUGCAGAGACACGCCCACACCUGAUUGGUUCACUGCAGAGACACGCCCACACCCGAUUGGUUCACUGUAAAGACACGCCCACACCUUAUUGGUUCACUGCAGAGACACGCCCACACCUCAUUGGUUCACUGCAGAGACACGCCCACACCUGAUUGCUUGCUUGUUUCCAUGUGUAAUCACCAUAAUCAGCGUCACAUAACGUCACUGUUUCAUGUAUUUAGACUGUUCUAAUAUUCAUAUAUCAAAACAAACGGACACAAAGCAUCAUGGGAAGAACAGAUUGACACAUCGCCAUGCCAACAGACUCUGCUGUUGUUUGUUUGUUGUCUCUACUUCCUGUCUGAAUUCAGACUCAUCCUGAGCUUUCAGCAGAGGCCUGAACUGACGCCGCUGUGAUGUCCUGUGGGAUCACAGUGUGUUUGUUCUGUGACGGCGAGCUGUGACAUCACAAACUGUGACGCUGAGAGUAAAGUGUGACGUUUUCAGGCGGGAUGUCAAACUGACUCUACAGACAGGAAGUGUGAGAUGUUUCAUCUACUGUCUUUAGUCUGAUUAUUUUCAGACUCUGAGCUCAGUGUUUGGAUUUUCUCCUCAUGUUGUUGUUUCCAUCCGUCUGUUUACAGUUUGGUUAUUUGGGUUAUUUAUCCAUCCGUGUUCUGUCCAAAGAAACAUGACAUCGCCUAUAACUGUAAACAUUAAAACAUGUCUAACACCUCCAAAUCACACGACUGCCGCUGAUGUAAACACCUGAUGGGACGAUCACGACGAUGCUGCUUCACUUUCAGCUGAACUAGUUGAAACAUUUCAAACUCGGGUCUUUGCCUCAGUUGGCGCCGCCCUCUCGAGUCUCCUCUGACUCUGUAUGCAAUGACGGCACGUCUGAAGUUGGCUUUACGUCCUGACGGCACGUUUCUGUGGCAGAAUCAGUUUUAACCUCACCUGAGAGUUACUGGGUUUCAGUCAGGAUGCAUUCAGGACCGCCUCCGACGUUUCAGUGUGGAAUCUAGAUUUUAGCAGAGUAACCAAAUAACAGCGUUUUCUCUCAGCUCCUGGACUCGGUAACGCCGGGUCACUGCUGUCAGAGGCAACUGAGCCUGACAAGAACACGAGCAGCUCACACUGUUUCAUCUCUUCUUCACAUUUUCACUGUUGUUUUUGAAAAGUUGAUAAAAUGAUGUGACCAGUCAAAACUCCGCCCCUGCACAGGCUGAGUAACGGUUGCUAAGGUGUGAUUGGACAGUUGCUACUUGGGGGCGGAGGUUCAGACUCGCAUGGUGACGAAUCAGAGGCUGAUAAUUUUUAUGACAUCAUAAAAACGUUAACAUGUAAAUAUAAUGUAACCAUAACUGUUUUAUGACUAAUAUUUAUUAAUAAAUCCCAACAGCUGAUUAAAUAACUCAGCGACAGGAAUGUAAACAACUGAAGAGUUUCUGUUCACAGAGACGAGCGGGUGCGUCCAGCAGGGGGCGACAGGAGGAUCCGACUUACUUCAGGAAACCAAAAUAAGAGUGUUUGUUUUUCAGUGGACAGAGUUCAACAGUUCUGCCCAGCAGUGGAGCUCAAAAUGUAAAGUUAGUUCUGAGGGGGCGCCAGAGCCAACAUCAUUAAGCCCCGCCCCCAGGACCUGCAGAUAGGAGGUAUUAAUGUGACGGUUUGUAGUUAGGAGGUUUCAUCAUCAGGAGGAAGACGGACUGUAAACAUUGUGUUUCUGGUUUGUUCACUGUAAGAACAUCUGAUCAAUCCAUCAAUCACCAAUCAGAUCAGCUCUCCUCUGAUUGACUCAUUAGAGCGACUCAUCUCUCGUCCUGCUGCCUAUUGACAUACAUUUACAUGUAAACACAUUUCAUUAACUGUUUCCAUGGAGACCGCCGAGUUUCCUAUCAAAGGAAAAAUUGAAAAUAUUAAACUAGUGGUUUCAUCUGUCAAUCAUCUGGCAGUCCACCUGUGUGUGCAAACGUUUAACCAAUGUUCAAACAUCCAGAACGUUUUAAUUCAGUCGAUAGUAUUUGUUUCCAUGGUCACCGUCUGUCACCUCACAUCAAAGUUUUGUUUAAUGCAGAAUCCUUUAAAUGUGUUUUGGAGACAAAUCGGUACGAAUAAUAAUUUAUGUGAUGAUCAUGUUUCUGCAGCUCGCACUAACACAAACUGUUUGUACAGAACUAUGCCUGUUUGAUUGUAUUUCAAUAUUAUUAAAAA